AUGAUUCCAAAAUGUAAAGGACUUGCUGACCAGAGAACCCGAGAUGGGCCACUGAGAGGGCAACUGCCCUCUGAUUCUUAUAAGCGAGCUUCACCAUAUGGGGUGGCUGCAGUGCUUUCACACAUAGAUGGCCAUGAAUCAGUACUCAAGAGUUUACUAGUACAACAUGCUAGUGCAUUUUUAUGAUUAUAUUUGUAGACUUGUGGAUAAAACUGCCACAAAAUGAAUGACAUUAAACCAGAACCUGCUAGUACCUCCUCGUGGGAUUCAGUAGCCCAAGUCCCUCCCAUUCCUCACAGUCAUCAUCAUGAAACGGUACCUGUUCUUGUUCCUACUCCCAUUAAGAUGGAUGGAACAAUUGCACAUCCACCCCCAGGUCCACAAAUGCCCCAAACACCUCAUGGUGUGCCAGCUGGAGGAUUUUUAGAACAUGAUUUGCCUCCUGAAUUAUUACAACAAGGGUGGCGGAAGUUUUGGAGCAAGAGAGAACAUCGGCCGUACUUCUGGAAUAAGCUAACUGGGGAGUCUUUGUGGGAGAUGCCACUUUUAAAGCCACAGUUUGACAGGCUAACCGACCCUUUAGGCAUAUGCAAUCCAGCUCCUGUUGCCAAUGGUCCUCCAGGACCUGUGCCAGUGAAGAGAAGAGCUUCGGAAGAAGGUGUUGGAAGUCCUGUCACCAAGAAGUUUGUGUUAGCAGGGCCAUGGGAUUUGGAAAUUGCAACAAAUGUGGUAAUUUAUGAAAGACCUCCGACAAUCCUUCCACAUCCACAUCCAGAUGUUGAGGUUCUAAGAUGCAGUCUUGCUGCCAAACUACGCCAGUGCUAUCAAGAACUUUGCCACUCUAGAGAAGCUAUUGAUGCCCCGAAGGAUUCUUUCAAUAGGUGGUUGAUGGAGAGGAAAGUCAUUGAUACUGGUAGUGAUCCUUUACUUCCGAGUACAUGCAUUCCUGAAAUUUCAAUGUGUAUGUACAGAGAGAUAAUGAAUGACAUACCUAUCAAGUUAGUGAGACCAAAGUUUACAGGCGAUGCCAGGAAACAACUUUCUAGAUAUGCCGAAGCAGCCAAGAAAAUGAUAGAAUCGAGGAAUGCCUCUCCAGAAAGUCGGAAGGUUGUGAAGUGGAAUGUGGAAGAAACUUUCCAAUGGCUGAGAAGAACAGUGGGAGCUACUUAUGACGACUUUCAGGAGAGAUUGUCUCAUUUGAAGCGGCAGUGUCAACCACAUCUAACAGACACCGUAAAAGCAUCUGUGGAAGGUAUAUGUCUGAAGAUAUAUCACCUUUCUGCUGAUUAUGCAAAGAAAGUGAAAGAAAAAAAUAGUGAAAUUCUUAAAGAACAUGGUAUUACAGAGCUAACUGUACCACAUCAAAUGCCAAAUCUACGGAAAGUCUGGUGCUAUCCUGUGCAGUAUGCGAUCCCUUGUCCUCGGUUACCACAAGUAGAUUACCUACCUGAUAGAGACCAAACAUUACUGCGGUAUCAUGGGGAGACUAUGCACAUCAAUACAUCAUAUCUUCAGAAAUUGGACCAACUAUAUCGAUAUAGUUGUUUUGAUGACAAGAAAUUUGAGUUGUUUCUCCCACGUGUGUGGUGCCUUUUGAAGCGCUAUUCCACAUUUUUUGGCUCGGGUCCGUCUGAAGGUCAAGGGACACAGGGAGCUCUCCCUGUCACUGUAUUUGAAUGCCUGAACCGUAUGUUUGGAGUGACAUUUGAGUGCUUUGCAUCUCCCUUGAAUUGUUACUUCAGGCAGUAUUGUUCUGCAUUUGCAGAUGUGGAUUCUUAUUUUGGCUCCAGAGGACCAUUGUUGGAUUUUAAACCCGUUAGUGGAUCAUUUGAAGCAAAUCCACCAUUCUGUGAGGAACUAAUGGAGGCUAUGGUGAAUCACUUUGAGAGACUUCUUGCAGAUUCUCCAGAGCCUUUGUCAUUUAUUGUUUUUAUUCCUGAGUGGCGUGAUCCAGCUCCAAAUGCUCUUUUGAAACUGGAAGCCAGUCACUUCAAGAGAAAGCAGGUAGUUGUACCUGCAUAUGAACAUGAAUAUAGACAUGGCUUUCAGCAUUGCACUGCCAAGAGCGACCUUAAUAUCAAAUCUGCUCAUGGGACUCUAGUGGUUUGGCUUCAAAAUAAUGCUGGAUAUCAAAGAUGGGGACCUAACGAAGAAAGAGUGGAAGCAUUGCUAGAGGCAUUUAGACCUGGUCGUGAACGGGAAAGAGAUCGACAAGAACUACUGUCUCCUCAGCGGAACAAUUCAACUGAUGCCACUCCACCUACACCUACUCCACAGACACCAGACAACAAGGGACCAGGUGUACCCCCCACUACACCAGACCGACCAAUGUGAAAUCAAUCAUAGUUGUGUAAGAAUUAUUGUGUUUCAAAACAUUAUGUGAAUGAGUGAUAAUGAAUUUUAAAUGUACCCUAUUAUUUUAAAGAUUGACAGUACAAUUAAUUAUAGGACUGAACAUUGAUGUCUCAUAUGUGAAUAUUGAAAAAUUAUGUGUUGCAACCCGUUAAUCAGUUUAUACAACGUUUUUAGGAUUUUUGUUAAUUAUUAUUGCUUAUUAUUUGAUCAGUUUUCUCAUAACAAUUUUAAUAACUGUAUAAAGUUGUUUUGUAUCUUGUAUAUUUAGUGUUACUUAACAAAAUUUUUUCAUAAUUUGACAGAACAAAACUAUUACAUUGCUGUGUAGCAUAUAUGACUUGCGGUUGUUGCAACAGAAUUGUUCAUUUUGCACUUGGUAUGUAUGAUCUCCAUUGUCUACGUUUAGGAAUUAUUUAUAAGUUUCAUUAAUCAAAUGUGUUUUAGCUUUACUCUGAAAAUUUAAGCCGGCUUGAUGUAUCAAAAUUACAUUGUAUUGAACAACAUUGAUUAACUUAAUGAACAUUUUAAAAAUACUAUGUAUAUUUGUAUAUAGAAAUGAAUAUUGACUAAGUGGUCCAGAAAAAGGAGGAAAAAAUCACUUGUUUUAUUAUUGUUUCCUUGUAUAUACAUACAAUUUUAGAGUGGAUUUCUACUAGAAUUGGUAGAAUAUCUUAAGAAGAUUUUAAAAUUAUUGGGGGGGAAAAAUUUGAAAUUCCGUAUGUUUUUAUGUUGGUAUUUUUAAACAGGUAUACGUGUCAUUUCCUUUUCAAAAAAUCUAGUACCUGACCUGUGAAGUGACCGAAUGUAUAAAGUGCAUUUUUAAUGUCAGGUUUCUCCUAUGUCUUUCAGAAGAUAUCUGACACUUUAUCUUAACGGAAUACUAUCUUUUAAAAAGUGCUUCAGUUUUGAACUUAGGAGCCAUGACUUACUUAAGUACUAGUCUUUGUAGGGGAGUUUGUGAAAUGCUUCAUGUUAUGUACUAAUGUUCUUCACUGUGUAUAUAUAGGAACAACUAAUUUUUAUACUGUAUUUUAUUGUACAUAAAAUGAAAGAUCUUUCAUUAUAGAAACGUAAAGAAAGUUCUGCAGAUUGCUGAUUAAGCUUGCCAUAGCAAAACUUUCAGAUGCAUUAAUCAUUGCUGGUAGAAUUGUGUAUAAAGUAUUUUAAAAGGGGGAAAAAAUUUAUUUAUAAAAAUACAGUUCAGAUCCUGUAAAAAAAUGAAAGAAUGUGUUAGUUUAAUGACAGAGUGUAUAUAUGAUAUGAAUAGUUGAUUCUUGAGAUCUGAUUUAUAGAAUAGAUGCAACUAUAUUUUUUGUUAAAUUUUGCAGUAAAAGUUUCAAAGAACCCUGGCAGGUUAAUUAAAUUUUAAAAGAAACAUUAUGUUGGUGUGAUAAUUAUUAAUAAGAUAAGUUGCCAAUGCAGUGUGAAUAAGAAUGUCUAUCUCAUUGGAACUUACGGUGUAAUAUAUAUGACCAAUGUUUUAUGUGUAUUUUGUCUUUCCUGCUGGUACAAACCAUUAAAGACAGUAUGUUUAAAGUUGUUUAAUACUACAUAUGAACUUAAUCACCUCAUUCUUAGUAUUUAGAUCAGUCCUUGUUUAGGACAAGUGUUGCUCCUGCAUUCAGUGGAGCAGCUUCUGUUAGCAGGAUAUCACAUUUGUGUAUAUCUAUUGAUACGCACUUAAGAAAUGUCUGAAAAAACUGUUCUAUGUGCUUUAUAGGAAACUACUUUUUCAAUGUGCUUUCUUUGUCAUGAAAGCUUUGUGUGUAACAAUCAUUUUAUUGUUACUGAAAACAUUAUUUUUAUCAUCUUAAUGGCAGCUUAAUGUCAUGUUCAUAAUUGUCCUCAUAAUUUAUCCAUUUGUUGUAUUGUUGAUUUGGAUAAAAUUGUGAUGAUCAAUAUUCCUGUGUCUCUGAAGUAUUAAUGGAAUAAUUUUAUUACUGACUUUAUAUCAUGUUGCCUCUGUAUUGCAUGACUUCUUUGCAGUUUAUUUGUACAGAUAUUUUCUAUUAGUACAUAAAUUGUUCUUUCUGAAACUGGCCUGUAAUCUUUGGAAAAAAUUGUCAACUCUCUUAAUAAGUUUAUCUCUACUACGAGUGGUUUCUAAUUUUGCAAUGUCUGUUAUGUACAUUUAUAAUUAAGAAAAUUCUGAUGUUGCAGUUACUUCGUAUCCUUUUUUAGCUUUCCUAAUAAUAAAUAACAAGUAGCUUGACAUGAUGCAAUCUUGAAUAACAAAGGUACCAUGUUGGAAAAGGUCUUAUUAAGUAAUGCAAUGCACUUAUCAGUCUUGUUCUUUAGGGAUUGAAUGUGUUGGCAACUGCUUUGAUAAGUGCUUCAAUAGUUUCUUAGCAUCAAACUUGUUCUUCUUUAAUAAAGUAUGCUAUGCUAUGCACUUUUAACUGCAACAUACACAGAGCCAUAUUAAUAUUAUAAACUUACAUGCAGAACUUAGAAUUCAAUUACUAGCACAAACUGAAAAUUUUAUAAACACUAAUAUAAAUUGUUUUCAGCAAAUGGAAAUGACUUUGCUGCUAACUAUUGUUCUCGGUUUUAAAUUUUGUUUCUCAUAAUAUUGUUUUUCUUGUUGAGCCUUGCAGUAGAGAAAAUGGUUUUCAGUUUUUCCAAACUUGAACAUAUUUAUAUAAUUCCAAAUGAAAAAUUAUUGUAGACUGCUUUUGUAUGAUGUACCAUUAUAAAAAAAGAACUGGUUUGUACAAUGUAAAUACAAGAUUUUGUAUUUUAUUAUAUUAGGGAAUUCAGAUUGGUUUAUGAUUCAGUUGUUGGCAUUUUCCUCUACAAUGUUUUGACAUAUCUGUGACAAAUAAAAACCAAGAGCAUGUGUCAAUAAAUCAGUUGUAAAUGAAAA
Gryllus bimaculatus (two-spotted cricket) is the source of this 5221-nucleotide messenger RNA. NCBI's taxonomy places the organism in Eukaryota, Metazoa, Arthropoda, Insecta, Orthoptera, Gryllidae. The record is from the annotation of a GenBank genome assembly.